AUGGAUACCUCCCUUCGCCGGCGCAGAUCAGAGCGCCAAGAGCCAGACGCUCCAGAUGCUGCACAGGCUGAGGCUUUGGCGGCGAUUCCGGAGAAAGACUCCGAAGGUCCACCGAGGGCUGAGAUUUCGGAGUCUCAUCCUUUCUGGAGUGAGAGGGCAAAGGCCGAGGUGGAGUUGCAGAAGGCCCGUCCCAAGAGCCUGAAUGAGGCUAAGAAGACUCCUGAGGUGAAGGUCGAUGAAGAUGUUUUGGAGCCUAGCUAUGAGAUGGAGUUUGGUGGAAAAGGGAAGGGCGACCCUUCAACUUCAGAGGUUGUUCGGGCAGCUAGUGGGCUGGCAGACAGUCAUGGAGCAAGGGGCCGUGGAGGUCUUUUUCAGGAGCCAACGGGUGAAAGCCGAGGGCUUUUAUUUGGGAAGCCUGGAUCAUCGGGACCCCCGGAGCCUACUGACUGGAUGUCGAUGUCGCCUAUGAAGCUAGAGCAAAGCUUGAAGAUCAUGAUGGAUGGGAAAUCUUUGAAGACCUCGACCAAUGAACCCCCUGCCGAUCGGCGAUCUAUGCCGGAGCUGGAGACCGGUUGGAGAACCGUGCCUGAGGAGGUUUCUGAGCUUUCUGGAGGUCAGCAAGUUCGGAACUUUUCGGCUUCUGAGGUACUUGAUCCGAGAGUUGUGGGGGCUUCCAGGGGCAUUCUUCAGGAUUCGGGAGCUGGAUCUUCCAACCAAGGGACCCCAGAGGUCUCCACGACUGUUGGGGAUGGUGCUUCAGAACGGCACUGCAAGGAGGUCUAUCCCUCUUUCUCCGGAAGCCCAGAGAUCCCAGAAGAGUUCGGCCUACGAGAGGGUUAUCCUUUGCCCCCGGUGCCACCUCUGCCUUUCGCCUCUGAGGGGUGGUCUUCCUGGAAUGUUUCGGACCCCCUUCAUUCCACUCACGACCUGGUUAUUUUGGGUCAAGAGCCUCCACGUCAGUCCUCCCUCGAUAUGGAUUUUGGCCCAUCUGUUCACUCCCCGAUGGCUUUUCCCGGGGACAUGGUUCCGUCUAUGGACUUUGGACUUCACUCUUUUACAGGGUUCCUUCGAUGGACUUUGGAUUUCAUUCUGCCGCGGGUGCUGGACCUCAGUACUUCGCUCUGUCUCCCCGCCUACAACCCUAGCAACCCCACCGCGCUGGGAGAUUGGAUCGCAGUGGUCCAGCCGAUGAUUUCUUCACUGUCAGACACCGGGAGUGUCUGGUGGGGUUAUACAUACCAGGCGGCCAACCAGGCCUACGUGCGGUGGCUAUCCACAUCCCCGCUUGAAAGGCUGUCGAUCCAGAAGGAGUUUGAUCAAGUAAACUUGGUGCAGCCCCAGCAUGCCUUGCUGGAACAGCGAUGCGUGACCUUGAUUCUUCAGGCAAUCCCGGAUGCUGUGAGGGUUGACAUUGUCGCCUCACGCCACCUGAGUGUGGCAGGAAUGAUCUUUCGUCUGAUGACGGUGUUUCAGCCCGGGGGAGCGUCAGAACGAUCAACCAUGUUGCGUUUUUUGGUGACGCCGAAGGCUGCUUCCACUUUGUCGGAGGCUGCAAAGCUGCUGAGGCAGUGGACCCAAUGGCGUAUGCGCCUGAAGCAACUGCACGCAGCAGAGCCUGACACCACGCUUCUGGUUAAGGGUUUAGAUGUCCUGACAGGAAAGGUGUUGCAGAAGCACUCCGCGAGCCUUUUCCGACUUGCCACUUUCCGUGAGCGGCUUGGGGUUGACUACCAGCCGACCUCCGACGCUGUGUCGGAGUUGUGUCGAAUGAUGCAGGCGGAGGUGGAGCACCUGAUGCACUCCACAGAUGACAAUCCUGUGAAGGAUGAGGUUCCGGGCCGAGGGGAUGAUGCUAAGAAGCAGCGCUUGCAGCGCUUGCAGACGUCUCCAAGUACCCCGAAGGCCAAGACUUCUCCAGCGGGACCCAAGUCGCCGGGUGCAGGCAUGAAACCUUGCAGAAGCUGGCUAACGGCUGGCGGUUGCACGUACGGGUCGUCCUGUCAGUUCUACCACGACCAGGAUGAAGAAAAGAUGCGGGGCCGAUGCUUCUGUUGCAGUGCCGAAGAUCACUGGGCGGACUCAUGCCCGGUGAAAGCCAGGUUAAAGGCGGAGGCUAAGGCUGCCAAUGAGGCAGAGGCUGCAGCUCCGAGUCAGGGGGAUGGCAACGCAGCCAUCAAUGCAGAAAUCUUGAGUGUGCUAAGGUCGAUCAAGACCAAGGCCUUGCGGCUUAGUGCUGUAAGCAACCCGACGGGCUACGGCUUGUUGGAUAGCGGGGCCUCCGCUUCUCUCCGCCAGGCAUCGCCUCAGGAAAUCCAGGAGUCCCGCCCGGUGAGCGUGUCUCUCGCGGUCGGCGAGGCUCUGAUGCAUGUGAACUCCGCCGGGAAUUUGUUGGUCAGGGAGUCAGUGCAGCCAAUCUUGCCGAUGCAUGCGUUGCGGCUUUUGGGCUGUGAGAUCAACUGGACUGACCGGGGCAUUCACGUGCGGCAUCCAGGUCUCGGGAUUCUCCCGGUGAGACUCAAGGAUGGCACUCCUGAGUUGCCAGAGUUUCUGGUGCUUCGCCUGAUUGCCGAGUACGAGCGCUUCCUCUUGCGCCGUGAGACCUCAAGGGCCGUGUCGCAACAGCUUUGGCAGCGAUCUGUUGGCCAGGAGGAGGUUGGGCUUUCGUCCCUAAGGGAGUGGGUUGCAGCCCAUGUGGCGGCAGACUCGUGCAGCGAAAGUGAGCUGCAGCUGAUCGUUAAGACCCUCUUUCCCGGGCUCCCAGAACGGUUAGCGUCUCAGGUUGCGGUGAGUCCCACCUUUGAUCCCUCCUGCGUUCCUUUCAACCGCCGGACCAGGAGGCAGCUGUUUGACCCUCAGGUCCCGACCUUGGUGCAUCUGUUUGCUGGAAAGCAGCGGUGGCGACAUUCUGUCGGCCAAGUGCUUGAGGUCGAUAUUUCCAGGGGAUCGGAUCUUCUUUCUGAUGAUGUGUUUGGCAUGCUGCUGCGGGCAGCCACCCUGGGUGUCAUCGAUGGGGUCGUAUGUGGCCCACCAAGCAGGACCUUCAAUCCUGAAGCCCUGGCGUCCUCCUCGAAUGGCUUGAAGUUCCGAGGGGAAGAGGGAGACGAUAGGUUUGGGUUUUCAGACCUCAGCCCGUCCGAUCGUGCUUUGGUUGAUCGGGACACCCUGUUGUUCCUUCGGUCUCUGCUGUUGACCUUUGUGGCCUCGUGUGCCAAAGAGAAGUUCUUCAACUGCUUAGAAAUGCCUGAGACUUCCACUGCGUGGGAAUGGCCCGAGUAUGAGAAUGUUUCUGUGUGUCUGGGGGGAUGGACCGCCAGCUUCGACCAGGGCACUCUUGGCCAUCCCUGCUCUAAGGCCACGGCCGUGUAUACCAGCAGCUUUCAGCUGUACGAGUCUCUUCAUGAGCUGAAGCUCCCUCCAGAGGUGAUUGAAGCCCCGGCCUCUAACUUUUACGGUAAAGAGUGGGCUCCUGGGCUUGUUAGCCGGGUUCUGCGGGCCUGGGAUGACUACUGCUGUGUCAGCUUUGAGCGCUUGCAGGCUCACACCCGUGAGCGAGAAGGACUCCUUCUCAACUUGUGCCAGGAAGCCACUGUGGCUAAGAUGUCACCCGAGGUUUGGGAAAGACACUGCCAGGCAGAUCAUUUGCCGUAUCGCAAUGAUUGCCCAAUUUGCAUUCAAGGAGCUUCCCGUGAUCGCUCCCACUUCACGAAGCAUCCGCAUCUGUUUGAGCUCUCCAGUGAUGUUGCUGGUCCGUACCACAAGGGCCGUGACUUUGGAGGAGCAUGCAGGUAUUUUGUGAUUUUCACAAUAAGGGUGCCGGUCAAAAGUGAUAAGAAGGAGUGGCGGGAUAAGUCUUCUGAAAUAGCUUUCCAAGAAAAGGUUGAUGAGGCUAAGGCCCAGGAUAAAGAGGAUCCCCAUGCAAGCUUGAUCUACCAGCCGCAGCCUUCUCGGGUUAAGGUGUACACAAAGCUUGGGGAUGACUUCCUUGAAGAGCCAAGCUCGGCCGUUGGGGUUUCUUCCACGCCGGGGGAGGAUGAUGACUCAGCUCUUCCUGUGAGCUUUGAGGUUAAAUCUCCUCACAAGCCUCCGCCGCUUCAGCCUGAGGGCAGUGACUCUGAUGAUGGUCAAGAGUUUGUGACUUUGGUGUGGGCUGAACCGCUGAAGACCCGCCAGUCCUUCAAUGUGCAGCUUGCAAUCAUGCGUGCUGUUGCCCGCCUCCGAGCGUUUGGCAUUCCGUGCUUUCGCUUCCAUAGCGACAGGGCUCGGGAAUACUUGAGUGAUUCGCUCGAAAGGUUUCUAGCCGAGCAGGGCAUUCACUCCACAAGGACAGCCCCUGAGGACCAUCCCUCAAACGGCGCCGCUGAGGUCGCGAUUCGAGAAGUCAAGCGAGCGGCCCGCAGAGCUCUUCUUUCGGCGAAUCUGCCUUCGUGCCACUGGCCCACGGCAGUGAGACAUGCCGGAGAAGUGAUGUGGCGUAAGGGCCUUGUUCGUUUGGGUGGUGCGGCCAGGUCUUUGCUGGCUUACGGCACGCCUGUUGAGGCUCGCAAGCGCCUUCGCCACAGGGAUGUUUGGAUGUCCCGAACUCGGUCUGGAGUCCUGAUUGGCCCGGCUCCGCAGACCUUGUCUUCGUACCUUGUGCUGUUUGAGGAUGACACGGUGUGCAUUACGUCGGCGGUGUAUCCUGUUGAUUACCGGCCGCGCCCUCCGUCUGAGCCUGCUGAGCCUCCUCUUAGGCCGAAGCCCUUGUCGGGUUCCAGCACAGGUGCGUUUUUGCCGACGCCCCACUACCGUCACGGCUCCAAGGGCCCUUCUGUUCGGGUCACGUUGCAAGGCCCUUCUCUUCCUGCUGCGGGGGGGAUGAGUGCCAUAGCAGAUUUUUCGGAUUUUUACGGUUCGGGCGAAUUUUCCCGUCGGAGUUUUUCUGAGUCUGAGGAUUCCUUGAAAGCUGGUUCGGAUGGGCCGGUUGACUUCUUGUCAGAUUCGUCUGACUUUCCACAGACAGCUGGGAUGCCGGAAGUUCCCCAGCAGGAGUUCUCGACCUUGCAAGGUGUCUGUGAAGAUCCAGCUGCGUCUGAUGAGGUUUUUUCUUCUGAGGAUAGAAGGGAAUCCGGAGAGGACUCAUGUUCAGAGAGCCCGGGGGAGAUCGCAGAAACCCGUGAAGCGGAUGACGCUCCGGGAAUGCCGCCUACCAAUUUGGGCGAGGGUUCAAGAGGCCCGGGGGAGCCUUGUGGGCAUCGGGUUCUAAGGUUUGUGGGUCCGAACCCACAGCGUAUGCCUGAGGCCAAUCCAGCCCCUGGUGGCAGAAAUGUGCAAGGCAUCAACCGCCGCGUGCUUCAGAUCUCCUUUGCCUACAUGUCUCCUGACCAGUGGGCAGCGGUGUGUUAUCUUGAAGAGGAGGAAUUUGAACGUCAGAUGUCGGACUUUACCCGCUUCUUGGAUCCUGGUGAUCCUGUUGAUGGGGAUACCGAAAUCCCCUUCCUCCUUCUUCGGGGUACCUUGAGAAAUCACCGCUGGGAUCGUUAUCCCACCAUGGAAUAUCAAGAUGCCGAUGGCCGCCGGGCCCCGUUGUUUGAGGAGCCACCCAGUCCCUUGGCUGUGCCUGGUCCCAUUGACCCGCCUCAUAUUCGGGCACUCCGAGUGAAGGACGAGGCCUCCAGUUCCUCAGGGUCCUACAGCGCUUCAUCUAGCCAAGGCUAUCCGCCACCAAUGCGUGCUGAGGCCUCGUGUACGGCCGACCGUCCCGGCCAAGGCUACUCGUCACCCAUGCCUGCUGAAGCUCCUGCGGUCCCAGACCCGUCUGGUUCGGUGUCCAGCUUUUCUUCAGGAUCGCUGGAUGUGUCAGCAACGGGCCCGGUGUCUUCUAGUUCUGGGAACACCUCCACUGUGGAUACUUACUCCACCCUGCAAUCUAGCAUCGCUGAAUGGACCAUUGAUCCUCCCAGCAAUCCUCUAUGCCACAUGCUCCAGUCAGGUGCACCGCUGAGCCCUUACAUCAUUCAGAUUGGGCUGCAGGGCUGUGUGGAAGUUCUUGAGAAUGAUGAUGAUCUUGAAAAAACGUUGCAUUAUGCAAUUCGGGGUUUCCAGUCCGAGCAACGAGGAGGCCGUAUGCUUCCCAACGCUCUUGAGCCUAAGGUUGGCUGGAUUGUGGUUGGAGCUAUGAUAGCCCGUUGGUUAGAGGAUAAUCCUGAAAGUGCGAGUGGCUAUGAUGUCCCUGAAAGGGUUAAAGCCAUCGCCUUAGGAAUAGCCACUUCCACGGUGCCUGAAGCCCCCGCCCCGUCGAUGUAUGACUUUUGGUUGAAAAAACUUGAUCAUAAUGAUAGAGCGGAUGUGAAUGUUCCAACUCCGCGAUGGGACAGGCGGUAUGCAGUGCUGAGUGAUCGGGAAGCAGAACGACUCCAACGUGGUCGUCCAGUCGAUGAACCAGCCAGUGGCUGGAAUGAGCUCGAUCUGCAAAGCUUUGGCUGUUUGGUUCACACCAUGCACAACCCCGAGCAUGCCUUUAUGAUCGGACUGUUUGUUCUUCGGGGUCGAAAUUGGACCACCAUGCCUGAGGUGCGUAUGAUUUGGGAUCACCGGCAUACCAAUGCUCCUGUGCCCUAUGUGUUUGGGUAUCAGCCCGGUGGCUUGAAUGAUCAGAACACUGAGUACGAGCUUGACCUCCUUGGCGUCGUAGAAACCGAAAGGGUCGUCGACUUUGAAGGCGAACCCAAUCGUCGCGCCUACCUUUACCGGGCCAUCCGAUAUGGUCAACCUCCUCAGUGGUUUCUGAUCGAAAGUAACAUGAUAUGGCAAGAUCGGUUCCGCUCUUCUGAAGAGACCGGUCGCAACCCAGUUCCCAAUCCCCAAGGGCCUCCGCCCUUUGAGAACAGGAGAGAUCGUUCUCCGCGUCGGGACCCUGAUGCUGGGCCUGCCUUUCGUGUUGCCCGGCUCUUCUCUAGCUCUGGUGGUUCCCCGUCGGCAACAGAAGCGUUCUCUCCGUGUGAGACCUUCUGCAAGCAGGUGCUUCUUGAAGGACACCCCGUUUCCACGGGUCAGCUUGCAAAUGCUAUCCGUUUGUACGUUCAAGAUAAGAAAGCGGUCAAUCGGAUCGCGAAGCGCCCUCUUGCCGGGAACCAGAAAGAUGAAGCGUCAGGAGCAACGCUCCCUCCUUGGUUCUGGUCUUCCGGGGCUUGGGUUUUCAGUGCUAAGGUUGGAAUCACCAAUACGGUGCAUGAGUGCCCGUGGCUCACUCGCCUUCUUGCUGUGAGCCUCUUCCACCGCACUGGGCAUUGCUUUGCCUCUGUUGGCUUUGUUGUCAACAUUGAGUCAGAGAUUCAUCGGGACUCUCACAAUUCCCUUGAGUCAAUGAAUGUGGUUUGGAAUGUUGGGCAAGGCUCCGGUUCCCUUGAGGUUCGUGGCCAGGAGAUGCCUCUUCCGCCCAAUGCCUGGCUUAGCUUCCCCCCGCGUGAUCUCCACAAGUCUGGAAGUUGGGAAGGGGACAAAAUUCUGGUUUUGGGUUACACCCCUAGAUCUCUUGAAAAGUUAACUUCUUCGGAUCUUCUAAGCUUGAGAUGGGUGAAUAUGCCAAUCCAGGACCUUGAGCCUCUGUCGUCGUCUUCCGUCAUCGGAGAACCCUCUCCUGGAGACGGCGUGUCGAAGUUGCUUCCAGAUGAGUGUGAUUCAGGUGAAGAGGAAGCAGACCUCCCGGCAGAGGAAUCUUGGAGUCAGGUGACUCAGGGAUAUGAGCAAAUGCACCAAGCAGUGACGCAUUUCUUGAAGUCACUGCAACGAUCUGUUGUGGGCGCUUCUUCAGAAGGCCCAGUUGACCCUAUCACUCUGCAGGCGAUGCGCGAAGCCUCCUCCCUUCGAAAUGAGUUGGGCUGGCAUCUAGAACUUGCGCGCCUGUAUGGCUGCGAUGAGCCUGUUAGUUCCUCCUCGUGGAGGGUGUGUGCCGCUGCCCCUGCAGCCGAACAUCUUGAGUCUCAGCCCUUGCUGCAUACCCGCAUCGUCUCGAAUGAGGAAGUCCGUGAGAAACUGCAUGAAUGGCGUGAUGCCAUGAAAGCAGAGUGCGAUUCCUUAAUUUCGAAGGGUGCUGUUGAGCUUGUGGCAGACAGUCAAGUUGAAAAAUGGAUUUUAGAUGGUGAAGAUGUAGAGAUCCUCCCCGGCCGGGGUGUUGCCACUGAAAAGCCCCCUGUAGCUCCCGGAUCCACUAAGAGGAAUAAGUAUAGAGCUGUAAUUUGCGGCAAUUUUCAAAAGUGGUCCGAGGAAAGGGCGGCAGAGUCCUUCUAUGCCGGAGGAGCGGAUUCUCUUUCGAUCCGCACUGCCUUGAGAUGGGCGGGCAUGAGGAAGCACGGUGGUUCAGGAACUGAUGUCAAGACUGCCUUCCUCAACGCUCCUCUUGAUGAGCAGGAGGCAGAGUAUCUGAUCUGCAAUCCACCUAAGGUGCUGUAUGCCGCGGGAGUUAUCCCGAGGGGCUAUAAGUGGAGAGUCCACGGUGCUCUCUACGGACUCCAGACCUCGCCUCGUGCUUGGUCCCGCCUCCGGGACAAAACCUGCAGAGUCCUGACCUGGACCGUUGAUGGCGAGAAUCGCCAUUUGCAACAGUGUGUUGCUGACCCCAACAUUUGGCUUGUCAAGUCCCCUUGCGGUGAGACUGUUGCCUUGAUGUGUUGGUAUGUCGAUGAUCUCCUAGUGUUGGGACCUUGGUCGGAGCGAUCUGCUCUUCUUGAAAAAAUCAAGGCCACAUGGGAGUGCAGCGCAUUUACGCAUACUGAAGAUGGCCCAGUUGAAUAUUGCGGUCUUGAGAUUUCGGAGUCUGCUGAUGGUCUUUUGAUUGGGCAGACUAAGUACAUCAAGGAACUCUUGAAGAGGCACAACGUGCAGGGGAGUGCAAAGUCUCCGUGUGCCGCGUGGUCAGCCAACUUCGAUGAUGGCGAAAGCCGUGAUGACCCGGUUGAUCCGGAAGCGGUUAAGGCCGCUCAAAGCAUAACUGGUGAGCUACUGUGGCUCUCAGUUCGAGCGCGCCCAGAGCUGUCUUUUCCAGUCAGCCGCAUGGCACAGUUGACCACCAAGAGGCCAAAGGAUGCGCUAAGCAUUGGGCAGGGAGUGUUGCGUUUCUUGAAUUCCUCACCCUCCCAGUGCAUUGUGUAUGGCCCUCCUCCUGGUGAUUGCGGGGCCUCUCAACAGUAUCCGAGGCCGGUCGUUGAAACGACGUUGCAUGCUUUUGCAGACGCCUCUUUUGGGCCAAGUUCAGGCAGAUCCCACCAGGGUCUGCUAGUGUGCUGGGCUGGAGCUCCGCUCCACUGGGAAUCUGGCCGCCAGACGCUGACUGCUCUGUCAACCGCUGAGAGCGAGCUGAUCAGCUACGUCUGUGUUGUGCAAGCAGCUGAAGCUGUUGAGGCCUUGAUUGGGGAGAUCUUUCCAGAGCCCCUUACUCGAUCCCUCUUCGGAGAUAAUUCUUCAGCAAUAAGCAUUGUAAGCGGCCCCCCAACUUCCUGGAGAUCCCGCCACUUAAGACUUAGGUCCCAUGCCCUACGUGAAAGGAUCGAAAAUGGUGUUUGGACGGUUUAUCACUUAAGCGGCUUACUGAUGCCCGCCGAUAUCCUUACGAAGGCGAUGACAGCUUCAAAAUUCGGCGACAUGUUGCCGUUCUUAGGGGUUAAGAAUCCGUCUGAGGAUUGUAGGUUGCGGCUGGCCGCAGUGCUGGCAUGCUGUGCCCUGCUUCUGAAAGGGCAAGGCUCUCCUGAGCCUGAGGGUUGGGGUUGGGUUAUAGUGUACCUUACGGUUGUGAUCUUAGCCUACGAGGGUUUUAGGUCCUUCCUUAGGAGGUUCUUAGGCUUAGUUGCGUAUGUGUUCCCAGGCCUCGGUGCUCGAUUUCCCGGGGUUCUGGAUGUACAUUCCUCGCCCGGUACCGGGACCACGCAGCCGCCUGCCGCAAGCACCCCACCUUCCUCUUCCACACAGUUGCCAGCCCCUGGUGCUCGACUUCCCAGGGGUUCGUCCUCCUCCAUCGGUGCUCGACUUCCCGGUGGAGCCCCUUCAUCCUCUAGAUCUCUUUCGAAUCUCCGAUCUAUCGGAGUAAAUACCAACCCUGAGGACUACGCUCCUCUUCCUCCUGUUCUUCCAGCUGCCCCUGCAGCUGCCUACCGUCAUCCAAUCGACCUAGUGAGCCAUUCCACUUCCAGCGGCUCCCACUGGCAUCAAAAUCCCGAGUGCUACCAUCUCCGAAACCGGGAUCAUUCAUCACUGCUUCCGUGCAGUGACUGUGUGGUUGGCCGUACGGUCUUCCAUACCAAUCUCCCUACUGGACUUCGACGCCGCAGGGGAGGGUGA
This is a messenger RNA of Symbiodinium sp. CCMP2592, 10308 nucleotides long. The record is from the annotation of a GenBank genome assembly. NCBI's taxonomy places the organism in Eukaryota, Dinophyceae, Suessiales, Symbiodiniaceae.